AUAGAAGUGCAUUUCAUUAGCUGAAACGUGCCUAAAAGUAACCAUUUCACUAGARAUAUCGUUGCACAUUGGAGGUAUAGCAAGACCGCGAAUUAUGGCAUCGAGUCUGCAAGAUUUCCCAAGUGUCACCUACGAGAGCGAUCAAGAAAUACCGAACUGGCAACCUUGUUUGAUAAUACACACCUAUCAAAAUAAUCACCUAAGAGGGCAUUACCUAAAGAUCAAAGGCGAUCGAAUCACUGCGAAUGCAUGUCAAGGCGAUAAUAAUAUAACUCUCAGUUAUGCAACAUUCGCUGAUAAUGAAUCAAGUGACUUGAUCAUCAUAUGUGACUCUAGCAAGAAGCGUUUUUUGGCUUACAAAGAUGAUUACAACGGUCCAGCUAUUUAUAUCAAGGUAAAUCAGUAUUGAAGAUCGUGUAUCGCCGUUUGC
Molecule: messenger RNA, 430 nt
Organism: Exaiptasia diaphana
Lineage: Eukaryota; Metazoa; Cnidaria; Anthozoa; Actiniaria; Aiptasiidae
Exons: 3
Coding region: 95-409 (104 amino acids)
Source: RefSeq, a predicted model, not a curated record